This is a messenger RNA of Naegleria gruberi, 2740 nucleotides long. Its product is annotated as ankyrin repeat domain-containing protein. The record is from RefSeq and is a predicted model, not a curated record. Lineage: Eukaryota; Heterolobosea; Eutetramitea; Acrasida; Naegleriidae. Bases 1 to 2682 code for a protein of 893 amino acids. The transcript has a single exon. Gene Ontology annotation, molecular function: protein binding.
AUGAUUCGAAGAACAAGCGACAGUACUUCUUCUUCCAACAAUAAUCAAAGAACAAGUCAGUCAUCAUCCAAUAAUAUCCUAAACACUCCACCAUCUCCAAUGCUUGCCAAUUCAUCUUCUCUCACCAACACCAACUUUCUAUCUUCUCCAAAUUCAAAUUCUUCCAAUAAUUUAAUGUUGACACUCAAUUCGAAUACAGUUUCGAAUAGCACAAUGAUGGCAACAAAUAGUUUCAAUAAUAAGAGAUGGGGAUUGUCUCCUUCGGCUUCUUCGUUACUUUCGUUAGAUUUACAAACGAUGAGUCAUCAGACGCCAAUUCUUCAUUCCUUGUUGGCCUCUCCGAAUUCGAAUAGUUUAAAUCAGAAUCAUCAUCAACAAUACGAAACUAACUCUUCAGCUACUAUUCUGCUAUUGGAUGAAGUUUUACUGGAAGAUCAUCACGAGAAUGAAGAUGACCAAGUUGUAAAUAAGAAUAACAUGCGCAGUUGUACGUGUUGUGAAAUGCCAAUUGACCAAACAAUUAUAGAAAGACAUGCAAAGGAAAACGACUUUUUAUGUAAAUACUUUUUCAAAGUGUUGCCAACUCAUAAAGUUAGAAUACUUACUAAACAACAAAAGGAUCUCAUUAUGGAAGAUCAAUUAUUAGAUGAUGUGUUGACUUCUGAAGAGGAAGAUGACGAAAAUGAUUUGAAUAAUGAACCUAAUAGUUUAGAUGCUCAUUAUUUGAAUUUGAUUUCGAGUGCUAUUCAGAAAGAAGUUAGUGCUCUGGAAAGACCAUUAAUUUUCAAUCAUGUGGUUACUGAACCAUUUUGGAGAUUAUUGGAAAGUUCAAUUAUUUAUUCACCAGAUAAUUGCCAAAAUUCAACAGUGAAUGAUAAUUUGGCAUUAUCCACGAGUCCUAACUGUCCUACUUCACCUGGUACUCUCAUGAUGAAGAUUUAUUCGAGUUCUACAACUAGUAAUUAUGCCAAUAAUUCAUCACUGGUUCACAUUGCUGCCAAACAUAAUCGAGUUGAGAUUUUGGAAUGGUUAAAAUCAUGUUGUUGUGAUCAGGAGUGCAAUAUUGAGAAUGAUUCACAUUCUACAAUGUGUAUUUCCAGACAAAUCACAUUGUGGAAUUUGAAAGAUUACAAUGGGUCAACUCCACUUUUUUGUGCAUGUCAAGGUUGUCCAACUUCAACAGCCAAUGAAGCUGGUGUUUUCCUAAUGAGCCAAAUGCAAACACUCGAUCCACUCUCCAAGUACAUUCACCAAACUGACAAUUAUGGAAACUCUCCACUCUCCCUCUGCAUGAGAAAGAGAGAUUGGAAAAUGUGUGACUUGCUCAUUCUCUUUGGAGCCAGUAUCGAUGGAAACACUGGUGCAUUUGGAGAGAGUUUACUCCACACUUCAAUGAGAGAUUUGGACAUGUUGAGAGUUGAAUUCAUUGCCAAGAGAGCUCCAAAGGCCCUCCUGAAAAAGAAUCAAAAAGAAGAGAAUGCUCUCUUUUCAUUGGUGAAAGAUUUCAGAUGUAAUGUGAAUGCAGGAAGAUCAUUCAUAUUGGGAAGUAGUGAUUUCUCAACCAUGUCAACGAAUAUAGCACAAACAAAUUGUACGAGUCCAGAGAGUCCCUCCCCAACUUCACCUUACAGUGAAACUAAAUCAGCAUUGAGAAGUGCUGUGAAUAGAGCUUUCCCUAAGGAACAGAGAAUUAAUUUUAUUCGAAUGAUUCUUGAGAGUGGAUCGUCAGUAUUUGGUAGGGAAGUCUUUGAAAAGGCAUUGAGCUUGAAGAAUCAACAUGGACGAAACUUUUUAUUAGAAUCAGUGGCUUGUGGCGACCAUAUUGCCACAAAAGAAAUUGUAAAUAGUCUUUCAAUACUUUCACUAGUAGCAGAGGAAUGCUGUAGUGAUCCUAGAAAACUAAUGGAAUCAAUAGUUUUCACAAAUGAUAGAAAUUCAAAGAAUAUUCUUCAUCUUUCGAUUGAAUUCGCCACGAAACGAAUGAAUCAACAUAAUAGAGAGGAUUACCAAACGUGGUUGGAUAGUUUCUACUUUCUCCUGUCAUGGUUAGAUGAGAAUCUUGCAUAUGGUGCCUUAUUUAAUAGAGAAUGCACUGGAUUAUUAAGUGGAAAGGAUUCGAAUGGUUUAUUUCCACACCAAUAUCUUGAAAAGGAAGUUUCAAAUAAUCAGAGUGAUAUUAGAUGGAAGAAUGUUUUGGAAAUUAUGAAAUCUUAUGAAUCCAAGUGGACUUUCAAUUCGAAAGGUGCCCUUCCAUCAAAUGGACUUUCGAAUAACUCAAAGAGAGGUUCAACAAGUAAGAAACAAUCAAUUUUCUCAUUUCUUACUUCUCAUCAACCCUCUGAAGAAAUCAUGACACCAAAGAAGAUUAGGCAACUUUCCAGAAAAUCAGGAAACUUCACACCAAAGAAACUUGUCACUUCUGAAGCCUUUUCGAAAGAUUCGGCUUUGUUAUCCGAAUCUAAGGAUAAGUUGGCAGCGCCACUGAAACCACAUAAGGAAAGUUUCCUUACUGAUCACUCUACUUUAUAUUCGAAUAGUUCACAAAGUAUAGUUUCGACUGUUAGCAAUUUGAGCAGUCAUUCGAAUGCAACAAAUUAUUCUGAGCCUUCAAAUAGAACUCAGAAACUCUUUUCUGGAAUUAUGAAAAAGUUAACAGGAAAGAAUAAAUCCUAUCUCUAUUAGAAAGUUUAAAUUUUAUCUUGCAAUAGAGUUUCGAAUAAAUUUAUUAGAAUAGUUUAAU